Molecule: messenger RNA, 4078 nt
Organism: Condylura cristata (star-nosed mole)
Lineage: Eukaryota; Metazoa; Chordata; Mammalia; Eulipotyphla; Talpidae
Gene: CLINT1
Product: clathrin interactor 1
Exons: 12
Coding region: 199-2130 (643 amino acids)
Biological process (GO): endocytosis
Cellular component (GO): endosome; clathrin vesicle coat; plasma membrane
Molecular function (GO): phospholipid binding; clathrin binding
Source: RefSeq, a predicted model, not a curated record
GGUCCACGCAGCGCGCUGCCCCCGCGUCUCGACGUGUCACCGGCGGCGCCGCAGCUCUGGCAGGCGGAGCUGACUUGGGGAGUUGGAAGCGGCGGGCGGCUGUGGCGACCCCGGCCUGGACCUGCUCCGGUGCCGACGUGUUCCGGGUUCCGUGGGGAGCGGCAAAAGGAGGCGGCGGGCCGACCCGCGCGGGACGCGAUGUUGAACAUGUGGAAGGUGCGGGAGCUGGUGGACAAAGCCACCAAUGUGGUUAUGAAUUAUUCAGAGAUUGAGUCUAAGGUUCGAGAAGCAACGAAUGAUGAUCCUUGGGGACCUUCUGGGCAACUCAUGGGAGAGAUUGCCAAAGCUACAUUUAUGUAUGAACAAUUUCCAGAACUUAUGAACAUGCUUUGGUCACGAAUGUUAAAAGACAACAAGAAGAAUUGGAGAAGAGUUUAUAAGUCAUUGCUGCUCCUAGCUUACCUCAUAAGGAAUGGAUCAGAGCGUGUUGUUACAAGUGCCAGAGAACACAUUUAUGAUUUGCGAUCCCUGGAAAAUUACCACUUUGUAGAUGAGCAUGGUAAGGAUCAAGGUAUAAAUAUUCGUCAGAAGGUGAAAGAAUUGGUUGAGUUUGCCCAGGAUGACGACAGGCUUCGUGAAGAGCGAAAGAAAGCAAAGAAGAACAAAGACAAAUAUGUUGGGGUUUCCUCAGACAGUGUUGGAGGAUUCAGAUACAGUGAAAGAUAUGAUCCUGAACCCAAAUCAAAAUGGGAUGAGGAGUGGGAUAAAAACAAGAGUGCUUUUCCAUUCAGUGAUAAAUUAGGUGAACUGAGUGAUAAAAUUGGAAGCACAAUUGAUGACACCAUCAGCAAGUUCCGGAGGAAAGACAGAGAAGACUCUCCAGAAAGAUGCAGUGACAGCGAUGAAGAAAAGAAAGCGAGAAGAGGCAGAUCUCCCAAAGGAGAAUUCAAAGAUGAAGAGGAGACUGUGACUACAAAGCAUAUCCAUAUCACACAAGCCACAGAGACCACUACAACCAGACACAAGCGUACAGCAAAUCCUUCCAAAACCAUUGACCUUGGAGCAGCAGCACACUACACAGGGGACAAAGCAGGUCCAGAUCAGAACGCCUCUAGUCAUGCCCCUCAGUCUUCAGUGAAGACCUCAGUGCCUAGCAGCAAGUCAUCUGGUGACCUUGUUGAUCUGUUUGAUGGCACCAGCCAGUCAACAGGAGGAUCAACUGAUAUAUUUGGAGGAUUUGCUGAUUUUAGUUCAGCUGCUGCAUCAGGCAACUUCCCUUCCCAAGUAACUGCAGCCAGUGGGAAUGGAGACUUUGGUGACUGGAGUGCCUUCAACCAAGCCCCACCAGGCGCCAUUGCUUCCAGUGGUGAACUCUUUGGCAGUGCCUCCCAGUCAGCUCUAGAACUUGGUGGUGGCUCACAACCAGCUCUGGGCCCACCUCCAGCUGCCUCAAAUUCUUCAGACCUGUUUGAUCUGAUAGGCUCUUCGCAGGCAACCAUGACUUCUUCCCAGAGCAUGAAUUUUUCUAUGAUGAGCACUAAUACUGUGGGACUCGGUUUACCCAUGUCAAGAUCACAGCCUUUGCAAAAUGUUAGCACAAUGCUGCAGAAGCCUAAUCCUCUCUAUAAUCAGAAUACAGAUAUGGUCCAGAAGUCAGUCAGCAAAACCCUGCCCUCUACCUGGUCUGACCCCAGUGUAAACAUCAGCCUAGACAACUUACUACCUGGUAUGCAGCCUUCCAAACCCCAGCAGCCAUCACUCAACACAAUGAUUCAGCAACAGAAUAUGCAACAGCCUAUGAAUGUGAUAACCCAAAGUUUUGGAGCCGUGAACCUCAGUUCUCCAUCGAACAUGCUUCCUGUCCGGCCCCAAAAUAGCCCUUUGAUGGGGGGGCCCAUGCCUGUGAGCAUGCCCAGCGUCAUGACUGGUGCCAUGGGUAUGGCCCCUCUUGGAAACACUCCAAUGAUGAACCCGAGCAUGAUGGGCAUGAACAUGAACUUAGGAAUGUCAGCUGCUGGGGUGGGCCUGACGGGCACAAUGGGAAUGGGCAUGCCCAACCUAGCCAUGACUUCUGGAACUGUGCAACCCAAGCAAGAUGCCUUUGCAAAUUUUGCCAACUUUAGCAAAUAAGAGAUUGUAAAGGAGCAGAUUGAAUGAAGGAUUUUUAGUUGUGCAGAAAGGUGAUGUUGAGAUGGAAAAUGCUAAUCGACUCCCCUUUCUUUUAUCAAUUAAUUAAAAUAAACCUACAUAAAGAACCAAAAAGGCUGUUUUAUAAAAGUGAAGUACAUAGUAUUCCAUAUGGCUGGUCCAGCGCACUUCAGAUAAGGCAGUCAGACCAUCAGAGCCAUUUUCCCAGUGAGGAUAGACCAUAAGUGGGAUUGUGAGACCAUUAAAAGCCUUUGUAAAAUCAAAGAGCCCAUUUUAACAUCAUAAUUUGUGGGAAGACUGGAAUAGAGCUGAAUAAAUGUUUGAAUCUCUAAUUUUAUACUUUUCUUUUCCUGAGGAACUUGAUUUUCUGUCCCUGAAUUGCCUUGUCAUAAUUGGGUCUGUUCCUUUUACUACCACUCUUGAGUCCAUAUAUGAAAUCAUUAAAGUUGGAUGAUCAGUUUUUUAUAAAAAUAUAUAUUUUUGUCCAAAAGAGGCAUACAUAUGUGAUUAAGGCUAAAUCAAAGGUAACUGGAAUGUAUAUACUUUUGCUAAUGUUCCAGCAACACUGCUAUUCUACUGUCCAAAUUUUUAUUGUAACAAAACCUCUUUAAGCAAUUGGUGAUAGCUGUGGGACUUUCCCCUAAUUUCUGCUAUAAUUAUUCCAUGCAGAUCUAGAAAAAAAAAAUAUUUUUUUCAGGACUGCUGUAUGGUUUCCUUUAAAAGAAAAAAAAAAACCCUCCAGUAUUUUCGGGCGUUUUAUCAGUUGUCAUUUACAGUUUGCAGUGAUGCAGUUGACAAGGCUUCCUUCUGUGUUUAAUCCCUGUACCACACCAUGUAACUGUCCCCAACAGUUGGAAGAGAAAAAUAUUUAUUUUUAUGCUUUUAGUGUCUUUUCAAAACAUUGAAAAGGUGAAAAUCCAUUCAACCCUUAAGUUAAAGGUAAAUGUUAGAAAUCAACAAUAUUGGCUUUUAGAUUUUAUACAGUAUUUGUUUUGUUUUGGUUUUGAGUGUAUAUAAUAUGGCAUUAGCAGUAUGGCCCCGAUAGAGGAAUUAAAUAUCUAUUAUUAAAGGAGACCUGUAGCAGUCAAGAGAUUUUAUUGAUUUAAUGGCAAAUAAAGGAAAUUAAUUAAACUGUUUUUGUUUUCCUGCUGUAAUUCUGCAUUAAGCUCACAUGAAAAUCAUGAUUCUUGAGUUUGGAAUGCAAAAUUGUUUCACCCUCAAGCUGGGAAUAUUUUUUAAAAUAAAUACUAUAAUAUAGGUUUCAAAUUAUUACCCCCCCAACUUGUGUUGACAUUUUUUUUAUUAAAUUGAUAAAACUUUGUUUCCAUUGUAUUCAUAAUGUUCUGUUAUAUGUAACAUUAAAAUGUUCAUUAAAAUCAAUGUUGAACUGCUUUUUCUUUCAUUCUGUUAGAUAUUUGAGACCAUUUGGGGAAAAAAUAAUUAUAAUUUGGGCAAAGUAAUUUUUAUAAAUAAUUUAAAAUUAUUUAAUGACUUCUUUAUUCUUUCCUAUUAGACUCUACUGUUAGGAAUUAAAAAUGAAGCAGCAAAGAUAUCCUGACCUGCUCCAUUCCUGCUAAUGUUCCAUCUACAACAUUUCUAAUUAGGCAGAAAUUCAUGUACUUCAGCUAAGUGGUAAUGAAAAGUGAUUCAUUUGCUGAAUAAGAGAUGAGAGAGAGUGUAAUUAGCUGACUGUGGUUUUUAAUCUUUCAACAAUUCAGUGUGUUUAAAUUAGUUUCAAAGAAUAGGGGCUUUCAAGUGUUGUUACUUCAGAGCAAUCAAGCCAGGCUAUGGUGGCAGUCUGGAGAAUAUCUUCACUGAUACUUUAAAGACAACAUCUUAAAUGGAUAGUUUCUUUAAAUUGAUAGCGGUGUUUAAGAUUUUCAAAUACAUAUGGCUCUUGGAUGAGGUAAAUGUUUUGUUUCUGAACUUU